Xenopus laevis (African clawed frog) is the source of this 2595-nucleotide messenger RNA. Its product is annotated as vomeronasal type-2 receptor 26. NCBI's taxonomy places the organism in Eukaryota, Metazoa, Chordata, Amphibia, Anura, Pipidae. Bases 1 to 2595 code for a protein of 864 amino acids. The record is from RefSeq and is a predicted model, not a curated record. The transcript is spliced from 7 exons.
AUGGAGGUUCUGUUUCCUGACAGAUUCAAGGUUCUCUUUGUGGUUCUGAUGUUCCAGAUAUUUCCUUGUGCAGCUGAAAUGGCCAGUCCCAGCUCUGGGUGCCAACUGAGGAGCCUCAGCAGGAUGAACUACUUUAGUGAUGGGGACUUGAUCGUUGGUGGAAUUCUCCAGAUGCAUGGUCUGUUCGUCAAUUUACCUUAUCAUAAAGAACUGAGGCACAUGGAGUGUUUUUUUUUCUCAUUCAGACACUAUCGGCACCUACUGGUUCUCAUUUAUACAAUUGAGGAGAUCAAUAAGGACCCAGAGCUUCUGCCUAAUGUGACUUUGGGCUAUCAGAUCUAUGACUCCUGUGCCUCAGGGAUGAAAUCUUUUGCAAGUGCUUUUGGAAUCCUGUCUGGAACAGAACCCCCAAUCCCAAAUUACAGCUGCUGGAACAACAGGAAGGUUGUGGGGUUCAUAGGAGACGUGUCUUCAGAAUCAUCUCUGGCAAUUGCGUGGCUCUCAGGGAUCUAUAGGUACCCUCAGAUCAGUUACAGCUCUGAAGAUCCAAUAUUUAAUAAAAAAGUAGAGUUUCCAUCUGUCUAUCGAAUGAUCCCCAAUGAGUUAUCAGAAGUUGAUGCUAUAAUGAGCAUGUUUAAGUAUUUUGGCUGGAAUUGGGUUGGACUUAUUGUAUCAGAUGAUGACUAUGGUUACAGGGCAAGUAAAAGUCUGGAAAAAGUAAUGAGAAAAGAAAGUGUCUGUUUGGAUUUCCUUAUCAGACUAAGAUUUACUGAAAAAAGAUCUACUGUUCAUCUAAGAGAAACCGCUAAAAUUAAAGACACAAUCUACAGAAGCACAGCUAAGGUCAUCAUGCUCUUUAUCAGUUUAAAGUUUGCUGACCACACUAAAUUUUUCCUUGAUCCUGAUAAAAUUCCCAAAAAAAUAUGGAUUGCAUCCUCGUCUCUCCCUCAUAUAGCUGAAAUGCGAUAUUUGCCAGUAUUUGUUGCUUUAAAUGGCACUUUGGCAUUUUCUUCCCAACAAGGAGAGAUUCCAGGUUUUAAGCAGUUUUUCUAUUCCUUAAAUCCAUUUAAAUAUCAACGUGACAUUUUAUUCACAAACAUGUGGCAAUUAUUAUUUCACUGCACCUUUCCAAAGAUAAAGAAAAAAUCAUCUAUAAAGUGCACAGGGAAUGAAUCAUUUGAUGAUAUAGAUCUGGCAUCUUAUGAAACAUUUGAUUUCAGAAUAUCUUAUCGGGUUUACACUGCAGUUUACGCAAUGGCUCACGCUCUCCAUGAACUGUACGGCACAAUGACAAGUCACCCUAAAUCAGCAGAGAGUCUACAAGUUUAUUUUAAGCAAUGGCAGCUAAAUUCAUUGAUGCAGCGUCUGAAAUUCAGAACUUCGUCUGGGGAUGAAAUACACGUUGACAACAAUGGAGACCAACCAGCCCGUUAUGAUAUUCUGAAAUACUACUUCUUAAAAAUAGGAAAUGUAAAAAGGAUAAAGGUUGGAAGUUUUGAUGCAUCCAAGUCUGAUGGGAAUCAAUUAUUUUUCAAGAACAUCACCAGUCUCUGGGAACCCUAUUUUUCAGAGUUUGUCCAUUCUCAUUGUAAUGAGCCCUGUAUACCAGGGUACAGAAAAGCUAAAACAGAAGGAAAACCAAGUUGCUGUUAUACCUGUGUACCGUGUGAUCAUGGGGAAAUGUCUAACAUAACAGAUGCUCAGACUUGCAUGAAAUGCUCUAAAUAUGAAAAAUCUAAUUCUGGAAGAAACAGCUGCAUCCCAAGGAAUUCAAAUUACCUUUCCUAUAAAGACCAACUGGGAGCUACUUUAUCCUUCAUCUCUAUAAUAUUAUCCUUUACUUGUGCUGUAAUCCUGGGAAUAUUUAGAAAGUACCGUGAGACUCCUAUAGUGAGAGCCAACAACCAAUAUCUCAGCUGUCUCCUCCUCAUCUCUCUCAUGUUGUGUUUCCUUUCCUCUUUAUUAUUUAUUGGGCGCCCCACACAGAUAUGUUGUCUCCUCCAACAAGUGAUCUUUGGGAUUGUGUUUACAAUUUCUCUUUCAUCUUUGUUGGCUAAAACGCUCACAGUUAUUAUUGCCUUCAAUGCCACAAAGCCUGGGAGCAAGAUGAAGAAGUAUGUAGGAACCCAACUGUCCAUCAUACUAAUCAUUGUAUGUUCUUUAGGUGAGACUGUGAUUUCUGCUGUGUGGUUGGCCUCCAAUCCCCCAUUUGCAGAGGCUGAUACUCUUUCUGAUCCAGACUAUAUAUUUCUGUUCUGUAAUGAAGGGUCUGGCAUUUUUUUAUUCUGUAUAAUUGGUUAUAUGGGAACCUUGGCCCUACUGAGUUUCAUUGCUGCAUUUCUAGCCAAGGAUUUCCCUGACCGAUUUAAUGAGGCUAAAAACAUCACUUUCAGUAUGUUGGUGUUCUGUAGCGUGUGGGUGACAUUUGUCCCUGCAUACCUGAGCAGUAAGGGGAGUAGAAUGGUGGCAGUUGAGAUAUUUGCCAUUUUAUCUUCCAGUGCUGGAUUAUUGGGCUGUAUAUUUAUCCCCAAAUGUUAUAUCAUUUUUCUAAGGCCUGAGCUGAACACAAAAGACCUCGUUGUUAGAAAAUCAUAG